Molecule: messenger RNA, 791 nt
Organism: Rotaria sp. Silwood2
Lineage: Eukaryota; Metazoa; Rotifera; Eurotatoria; Philodinida; Philodinidae
Source: the annotation of a GenBank genome assembly
AUGAAAAUUUAAUUGAAAUAAAUCAUGGAAAAUAUUUAAGAAUGAAAAGUUUUGUUGAUCUUGAUUUAGCUGAAAAAAUAUAUUUUUUUAAAAGAGAAUAUUUAUCAACGAAUGAACAAUGGAUAAAUGCAGCAUGUGAUGCAUUACGUUCUCGUCUUCACUUUUUAAAUCAUAUUAAAUGUGAAAAGUUAAAUGAAAACUUAAAUAGAGCUAUUGACAAUUCUAUUGCAUCAUGUCGUUAUCAUUUUUUUUCAUAUGAUGGACCAAAAUAUAAAAAAUUAUGUUUACCAUCAACACCAUUUGUUGGAAAUUAUUUUUAUUAUCCAAAUGGAGAAUUUAAACAUCCAGAUGAUAUUAAUAAAUUAAUUGAAGAUGAUAUUAAUUAUCAAUUAUAUGUUAUGGCUCAUAAUGGUUGGAUUAUGAAUGAUGAUCCACUUAGACAUUUUGCUGAACAAGGUGAAUUUUAUUUUAAAGGAGAAGAUUGUUAUUUACGACGAGAUUUAAUUCAAUGGUCUGAUUUAAUAAAACUUCGUUUUGGUUCUCGACGUGAAGAUUGUCCAUCAUUAUAUUCGUAUAUGAAAGAAUAUACACGUUUAGUAGCAACAACAUUUCAUGGUUGUCGUCUUGAUAAUUGUCAUUCAACACCAUUAUGGUUAGCACAAGAAAUGAUGGAUUAUGCUAGAGAAAUAAAUCCUAAUUUUUAUAUUAAUGCAGAACUUUCAACAGGAAAUAUAAAAAGUGAUGCUCGAUUUAUUAAUCAAAUUGGAAUUAAUUCUUUAAUUAAAGGUUAA